Linderina pennispora is the source of this 219-nucleotide messenger RNA. RefSeq lists its product as uncharacterized. The record is from RefSeq and is a predicted model, not a curated record. Gene Ontology annotation, molecular function: DNA-binding transcription factor activity, RNA polymerase II-specific; RNA polymerase II cis-regulatory region sequence-specific DNA binding. The transcript has a single exon. The annotation marks the transcript as partial. Gene Ontology annotation, cellular component: PcG protein complex; transcription regulator complex. NCBI's taxonomy places the organism in Eukaryota, Fungi, Kickxellomycota, Kickxellomycetes, Kickxellales, Kickxellaceae. Gene Ontology annotation, biological process: regulation of transcription by RNA polymerase II.
AUGGUGACUGUGCAGUACACUGAGAAGGAGAAGCGCGAGCGCAAGUACGAGUGCACGCACUGCAAGAAGCGCUUUACACGGCCAAGCUCACUGACAUCGCACGUGUACACACAUACAGGCGAGAAACCGUUUGCAUGCGACUUCCCAAAUUGCACCAAGCGGUUCUCGGUGCUCAGCAACUUGAGGCGGCACUACAAGGUGCACACGCACAAGCGCCAA